AUGGCGCGCAAAAGCAAGAGCGGCCGGAGUGGUACCAGCGACACUCGAUCAAACGCCUCUGGCCGAUCGCGACGGUCGUCUAGAUCCCGCACGUCGAGGGCGUCGACGUCGCGAAGACCCGUUCAGCCGAUGGAGCUUGUGAGCACCGGCGGCGGCGGCGCGGGGGGGGGCGAGGGCGGAGACCUGCCCUCUCAGAAGUGGCACUCCGCGGUCUGCUGUGCGGGGGGUAUCAAGUCUUUGUACGGUCUGUGCGUCCCUUGCGGGUUGGCGACGGCGAGGCAUCGGCUGGACGGGUCCUCGUGGUGCGUGAACGCCAUGUGCCUGAGCCCCUGUGCGGCGAGGAACAUCGUGCGCCACGGCUACGGCAUCAAGGGGCACUGCUGCGCGGAUAUUUUGUGCAGCUUGGUGUGCGCGCCGUGCGUGACGUGCCAGCUGCUGGGGGAGACGGAGAAGAGGGGGUGCGUCUACGACUCGUGGAACGACCAGUCGGCGAGGUCGCGGCGCGAGCAGCCCUGGAAGUUCGGGCUGUUCAACUGCCUGGACGACUGCACCACCUGCUCGUACGGUUUCUUCUGCCCGAUGCCUGCCGUCGGAACGAUCCGCACUCAGAUGGACGACUCGGACUGGAUCUUCAACUGCCUGUGCAUCAACCCCUUCAUCGCCAGGAGCCUCGUCCGCCAGAGCUACAACAUCGAGGGGACGGACAGCGCGGACUGCUUGCUCACGUGCUGCUGCUUCCCGUGCUCCAUCACCCAGAUGCUCAACGAGACGCAGCACCGGGGAAACGUCACCGGCUGUCCCGGCUUCAACGCGGUCGAACGUUAACUGAUGUCGGUGUCGUUGUCGAUUUUGGCGCCCUGGGCCCACUUGGGAGGGGGGGUCCGCAGACAGCACCAAGUUUCGGGUGCGGGGGGGGGGGGGGGGGGGCGAAGCAAGCGUUUUAUUCUGUCGGAGUGACCCCCGAUGUUGAUGAUGAUGAUGAUGCGGGGAGGGUUGUGGGUGCUUGAGCAAAUGCUAAAAAACUUCUGGAUCUUUCGCCCAGGCGUGUCAACGUUGACAUUUUUGCACUCCUUUGCAGGGUAUCUUUCGGUUUUUGUAGAAGGGGGGGGGGGGGGCGCAGCAGCACUACGAUAUGCCAGUACCCUGGCUCUUCCUUGUUUUUUUGAGUACUUUUUAUUCCACGCUGCUACAUUUGACUGGAGUAGUAAAGACUUGCUUUUUAUAUGGUAUAUUUCGCCCCCGCGCUUACCUUGCGCGCGCGUGUGGUGUGUAUGCUUGCUUGUGGAUUCUCCUGCUGUUAUUCUGUAGCUUGUGUCGUCUGGUGCUGUGUUUGGCACUUUAGCGGUGGGGCUGGCUCCACCUGAGGUACGCUCUUUCCGCACGCUGGACAGCAGCCGCAAGCGCGGUAUACCUUUCCGUGUCCUGUGGAUCAAAGGCGUAUCGAAAGAAGAGGUGACCGGUUAUCUGUUGUGUGUGCGUGCGGCCGGCGAGUCGGUGGUAUUUGCGGCCUGCUCUUUUAGCUGUGGGGGGCACGGGUUCGGAGCGCGCGUGAAGGAAAGAGUACGGGAAAGAUGAGGAAAGUGCAGACGCCCUGCGGCGUUGACAAAGAGCGCCCAGGGAACUGCGCUUGUCCCCGUGUAUGGUAUUCACGUUUUGAGGGUAAAUUAUGUCGGUCGAAUUGGCGAGCUGCCAAAGUGGCGUGUUGCGCUCCAAAGGUUUUUGUCGCUGCCCCUUCGGGCCUCCUGUUGAGCGACUUUCAUUUUUUUUGUUUUGCUUGUGCUUGUACCGUAGGGGCGCGGCGGUGCCAGAUAGAUUCAUUACGCGAGUUACAGUACAUGCAUGUCUUUCUUUAGUUGGAGGAGUGCCCCAUGUAUUUUCAUAAUUUUUACGGCCGCUCGCGUUAGCGGUAUCUAGUAGGUGAAGGGAAAGCAAAAAAGCGCAUGUUUCC
This is a messenger RNA of Ectocarpus siliculosus, 1948 nucleotides long. NCBI's taxonomy places the organism in Eukaryota, Phaeophyceae, Ectocarpales, Ectocarpaceae. The record is from the annotation of a GenBank genome assembly.